This is a messenger RNA of Micropterus salmoides (largemouth bass), 2798 nucleotides long. It is a transcript of the gene trmt9b, whose product is annotated as tRNA methyltransferase 9B. Gene Ontology annotation, biological process: tRNA wobble uridine modification. Lineage: Eukaryota; Metazoa; Chordata; Actinopteri; Centrarchiformes; Centrarchidae. Bases 319 to 1608 code for a protein of 429 amino acids. Gene Ontology annotation, cellular component: nucleus; cytoplasm. The record is from RefSeq and is a predicted model, not a curated record. Gene Ontology annotation, molecular function: tRNA binding; S-adenosylmethionine-dependent methyltransferase activity. The transcript is spliced from 4 exons.
AGGUGUAGGGCUCAACAUGCUAUGGAUUUGAUAGCCCACAGUCCGGCUUCUAGUACGCUGCUGGCGGUCUUACGGCAGGUGUUUCCUACGGCUGACGUUAUCCGUCCUGACGGUGUCGUUGACAAUGUGUUGGGUGCCGCCGUAUCAAACGCGUGCCUCUGAUCCUUAUGGCAGUUCGAUGUAGAUCAAUCGCAUACAUGUGCAGAGAGGGAAGUUUACGUCCAGCGACCUGAGGAUAGAGGCGGAUAACUGCAGUGCAGGCUACACGUUGUACGACAUGAUACUGUGAGGCCGCUGCAUGAGGCAGCCUGGACAAACAUGAUGGAGGAGGCUGCCAGUCGGCUCGAGAGAGACCAUGUGCACAGUGUCUAUGACAAGAUUGCUCCAUAUUUCAACGACAGCCGCUAUAAAGCCUGGCCAAAGGUACGACAGUUCCUGCUGGACCUGCAGCCGGGGAGCAUCGUCGCUGACAUUGGUUGUGGCAAUGGCAAGUAUCUCCACAUCAACAAGGAGGUAUUCAAGCUGGGGUGCGACGUUUGUCGCCCCCUGGUGGACUUUGCCUGGAGCCAAGGGCACGAGGUCCAGAUGUGCGACGGGCUGCAUUUGCCUUACAGAGACGGCUGCUUCGACGCUGUGCUCUCUAUUGCAGUCAUCCAUCAUUUGUCCACCAAAGAGCGCCGUAUCCGAGCAAUAAAGGAAAUGGCUCGCACCCUGCGAGUGGGCGGACACAUCAUGAUCUACGUGUGGGCCAUGGAGCAGAAACGUCGUAAAUUUGAGAAACAGGACAUCUUUGUUCCCUGGAACCCCAACCCUCAUUCGCCCUCUGCCUUCAACAGGGAGCAUGCCAAACCCAGACGGAGGGCCACAGCUCAGAGCGUGAGCGAAGCCAUAGACAACACUGACAAGCACAGGAAGGUUAGAAGCACAUCCUCCGUGGUAGACGAAGAAGAUCUGACUUGCACCACGCCACAGCAGAGGACACAGAGACUGUGGUUCUUCUCCAGGUCUCUGGAUUCUGUGUUCGACUUUGGAAGCUUAGCCAUCUCCCGGUCAUCCUCCAGAGACUUGGGCACUUUAUCUUCACCCACAGGUGAAAAUGAGGGAAACAAAGCCAGCCAGCGUGGGAGAGGACGUGGUCUCAUCAAGCAGGUCUCGAGCUUCUUUUACUCGCCGUCUGUGAUCGGAUCAGAAGAGGACGUCUUUGAUUCUGUCACGGACCUGCACAAGAGACAAAAUGAUCCUGGAGGCAACACCACCACCACCACCAACGGCACAGAAAACCAGAGUGUCUCAGUAUCUUUAGCCCAGGAGUGUGGCUCUCUGGCUCUGCCAGAUCUGGUCCCUUUCCAGAAGGAGUACCUGAAGCAGUCUGGAGAUGAAAGUGAAGGAGGGCCGCAGGGAGGAGAGCAGAAGGAAAGCACAAGGAGUCCUCAGGGGAGCGAGGGGCAGGUGGAGGGCUCCUGCCUGAGGUACUAUCACGUCUUCAGGGAGGGAGAACUGGCAGACCUGAUAGAGAAUCAUGUUGAAGAGCUUCAUGUCAAACACACUUACUUUGAUCAUGCCAACUGGUGUGUGGUGGCGGAGAAAGUUCAGUUAUGGAAAAUAUGAUUUUAACUUGAUUUUAUUUUGCUUCAACUCUGCCUCAAGUUUUAGCACUGAAUCACACAUUUGAUUAUUACAUACUUAUAACUGAAAAGUAAAUAUACAGAUGUAGCCAUUGUUGAAGGAAACACUAAACUUCUCCUCUGCUGCAAUUCUCUACUUAAUUCUAAUUGUUUUAUUCUCUUAGGUUUGUGGUAGUCCUGGAACCCAUCAUAUCUAGCAUUAACAUUUAUUUUAGAUAGUAUAACUGUAAUGGUUUGGCAGCAGCAGUGGAGGAUGCACUGAGGAUGGUGGGGUUCAACAAUGGCUAUUUCUGUAUACUGCACCGUGUUUUUAAAGUAUGUAUUCUUUUUCAAUACAAGAAACCAACACGCAGUAUUGAAAUCCAGUUUGUGUUCUCUUUUAGUGUCAAGAAUUAGUUUUUAUUAUCAAACCACAGCAAGCUCCAGUACUGCUAAUGAAUUCAAAUCUUUUAAUAGAUCAUUUCUGCAAGGGAAAUGUUAAGAAAUGCACUGUUUCUCUUUGGACCUUUUUAAGAUUAGCCAAAGAAGAAUUUCUGAGAAAACAGUAGACUCUUCCAUCUGCUCUUAAAUGUUUAAUGAAUUGAUUACAGUGGAGAAUUCUUGCUUCCUUGUCUGCUUGUUUUACAAUUGCACAUUCUUUAAAUGAAUAGGAAGCUUGCAGCAAGUAUCUGUUAUGGACUUCUUGGUAAACUGCUCAAUGUAAUCCAUCAUAACACUAUCAGAACAAGAGCUCAAAGUUGUGCAGAAUAUUUUCCAAAACGUGUACAUUUGCUUGCUGUGUUUUACUCUCUUAGGUGUUUCAAAGAACGUGUUGUCUGUGUGUGUGUGUGUGUGUGUGUAUUUGAUAUUUGUAGUAGUGUAUAUGGUCUUGUGUUAAAGUAACAAACUGAGCUAUACGGCUGGUAUGUUUCAGCAAAUCAACUGCCUCAUAUACUGUGAAUAAACAUUGCACUGUACCACAAAUAUGUUGCUGCUUGAUGUCAGUGAAUGACACAAAUAUAAGUGAAACUUGAAAAUACUGGUUAUCUGUACCCAUUGUGCCCAGAUGGCGCAUAUCCUUAUCAGUGCAGUAUGUGUGGACCAAUUGUUUGUUCUGAAGUGACACUGGUACCUUAAUGUAAAUACUUUUGAGUUUGAAUUUGUUUUUCCUUAUUAAAUAUUUUUGUUCAGUGA